GACGAGUCAUGCUACUGCUAGUCGUGCCAGUGUGCGUUGAUUGAAUUUUCAAAAAAUACUUGGAAGUGACUGCCGCUGUGAGAUUGUACUAUUUUAUUUAUAAUGGCGACCGAAUAUCUAAGUGAAAAACACCUUCGGGGAUUUGACAAAUACAAGUACAAUGCCAAGGAUACCUCACCCCUGUCCAUCUACGUUAUGCACCCUUUCUGGAACAGUGUUGUCAAGAUUUUUCCAGAUUGGUUUGCACCCAACCUGAUGACCUUCUUGGGCUUCCUGAUACUUGUCCUCAGCUUCAUCCUCCUGUCACUUGCUGACUGGUCAUAUUACGCCUCUAGUCGUACUUACCCACAACACCCACCUGUCUCCAACCUGGUGUUUUUGAUAAUUGGAGUUGGGCUGUUUGUAGCUCACACACUCGAUGGAAUUGAUGGCAAGCAAGCAAGACGCACUAAUUCCAGUUCACCAUUAGGAGAGUUGUUUGAUCAUGGCAGUGAUAGUGUUAUCUCAUGCCUACUCCCUAUUGGGGUCUAUUCUAUAUUUGGCCGAGAUGAGAAAGAUUAUGGUGCCAACAUAUUGCUGUUAUACCUCAUCGUGUGUGUAAUCUCUGCAACAUUUUACAUCUCACACUGGGAGAAAUAUCUAACUGGUGUCAUGUUUCUGCCAUGGGCCUAUGAUUUCAGUCAACUGGCUUUGGUAGUUAUCUACAUAAUAACUAGCAUCUUUGGCUAUGAGAUUUGGAAGGGUACCUAUGCCUUUGGCUUUGAGUUUAGAUACUUGUUCGUUUUAACCACUAUGGGUGGUUCUGUAGUUCUUUCCUUGCCAAAUACCAUCUGGAACAUUUAUGUAUCCUACAGAGAUGGCACAGGCAAGAACCGUUCAUUCUUUCAUGCUGUGGAGCCUGCUAUUCCAGCUGUGUUGCUGUUCGUUGUAGCUUCCUUGUGGGCCUUUCUGUCUCCCACUGAUAUUCUACAGUUGGAACCCAGAAUCUUCUGCCUUACUGUCGGCAUCAUCAUGUCUAACAUAUGUUGUCAUCUAAUUAUUAGCCAGAUGACAGAGACCAGAGCCAAGUGUUUCAAUUGGUUACUAGUGCCAUUGAUGAUCGUAGCCACUCUAUCUGUAAGCACUAACCUGGGAUCAUUGGAGCUGUAUCUCCUGUACUGCCUGGCAGCUGUUGCACUGAUCUUACAUUUUCACUAUGCAUGUAGUGUGGUGGUUCAGCUGGCAGACCAUUUUAAUAUCUACGUCUUCUCACUUGAGAAACGUUCUCCCAAGGCUGCAAGAGUCUCCAAUGGCACCAAAUAAUGGCAGUUUGCUAGCAGUGGCCCAAUGAGAGCUAAUCAGUCAUGGGUGGAUCAUUGACAAGCUUGAUAGGCCAAAUAGUACUCUAGUAAGAAACCAACACUGUGCUGUAUGUACAUUGUAUUCACACCCAUGAGACAAAGCUCAUGCUAAGUUUGUUGAGUUUGAGUCCAUUGUGCAUUUAUAUGGCCAUGUACAAAUGCACAUGUUAUUUAUAGUUGACUCCCGGUAGUACUGAAUUGGUAACAACAAAAACCUUCAGACCAGUCUGAAUUGUGCACAUGCCUAUAUGGGGAGAAAAAUCACCAAACAAGAACACAUGCAGACAGCACAAAAACAGCGGUUAAGACAAACAUUUUUAUCAACCCAGUUUCAUGCAAACCCCUUUCACAAAAUGAACUACAAGCCUUCUUUGAAUUCAUUUUGAGAGUAAUGAGUCAUAUAUGCAGUAAUGAGUUAUGAUUAUUUAUGAUCAUUUUUUUAUUUAAAUACUUAACUUAAUGUAAGUAAAACACAACUACAUAAAUUAUAAAUAAUAAUCUAUAAAUUGCUCUGUUUAGUUUUAAAUGGAGUCAGGGAACCAGACUAUAGGAAAAUGAUUGUUUUUCUUGGUUUUUAUAGCAUCUACGAACCCAAAACGUCAAAAAGGUCAGUGUAACAAAAUUUGCUAUAUAUUACCAACCCCCCAAAUCCAUCCAUUUCUGAAAAUAAUAGCAAAAGCAAAUGAUGUAUAUUCCCUUUAAACCUCCCUCUCUCAGUGACAAGCUGUAGAGUAGUGAGUAACUCUAACAGGUUACAGUUAACAGGUCUGUAAACUGGCCUCAUGUUGGUACAAUUGACAGGUUAAAAAGGCUGCUACACAAUCUGUACAAGUAUUAAUGGGCAACCUAUCUAUCAAAUCACUUCAACAGACUUCAACAGACUUUGACGGUUUAAUCCGUAUAGGGAUUUCUGGUUGUUGAUGACCAGCCUGUACCAAGGCUAUUGAGAGAGGUAGGGGUUAGAUUUUUGACGGUUUGUGGUAGUUAUAAUAAUUAGAGGAGGAUUGAUGAAUUAUCAAGUGUCAAUGGUAGUGUAUUAUGCUUUCUCCAUUUUUUUUAUAUUGUAUUCCCAAUUUAGUGUAGAACUUCAUGGUACCAGGUAUUGAUAAGAUUAAACUUGCUAUAACCAUAAAGACAUGGUGCUUCUCAUGACAAACCUCGGUCAAGUUUAAUAUGUAAUCACAUUGUGUGUGUACGUCUAUUGGUAAAGCAUGGAAUGGGCAUGUAACCUGAUAAAUUGCUCUGAAAUUCAUUGUUAUUUAAGAUAUGUAUGUAUUUGACAUUGAUGUCAUUGCUGUUUUGCAGCAACAAAGCUUGAGGGAUGGCAAUGCUAGACUGAGUUUAGUCCCAGCAGUCAUGACAGUCUUCGGCUGCUCCAACUCACUUGUCUGGAGGUACUGUGUAGAUCUUUGACAAUAAGCCAUUAGUGAGUGACCUAUACCCUUUGGGAUUUACAUUUGAAAAACCUCUGGUACACUGACUUGCUCAGAAUGCUUGGCACAUUUUAACUUUGAAUUCUCCAGACCAAAGACAUUGUUGCUAUUAAAUCACAUGAUACGCGGCAAGCUCUUGCAUAGUUCGUAAGAGACGAUCAGCAUCAAUACAUUGUUCACAAUGGGUGAGAAUGGCACAAAGACACCAGACCAUGCCGGAGCUGGUGGUUGCUAGCAUAAGGCUGGCCCCGAAUCUUUGGACGAGAGAAUGCAAAGUUAAACAUGCAAAGCAUGGGAUUAAGUCAGCAUUCCAGAUUGUAUUGCAAAUGGCUCAUUACAGGCAAGUAGGAACAUGAUGAUAAUGAACAAAGGAGCGGUUCUGAACAGCUGUUUGAACACAGAUCAUGAACAGCCUCAGACACUGCAUGCUGAAGUAUGAAUCGCUGUGUUGCCAUUGUCAAUGUUCACUUUGUUUGCUACCGUAUAUUUAUUAUGUAA
Messenger RNA from Patiria miniata (bat star), 3271 nucleotides. RefSeq names its product ethanolaminephosphotransferase 1-like (gene selenoi). The coding region runs from base 103 to 1302 and encodes 399 amino acids. Gene Ontology annotation, molecular function: ethanolaminephosphotransferase activity. Gene Ontology annotation, biological process: phosphatidylethanolamine biosynthetic process. Gene Ontology annotation, cellular component: endoplasmic reticulum membrane; Golgi apparatus. The record is from RefSeq and is a predicted model, not a curated record. Lineage: Eukaryota; Metazoa; Echinodermata; Asteroidea; Valvatida; Asterinidae. The transcript is spliced from 9 exons.